UGACUGUGUUUUGGUGGUUUAUUUGGCGCUGAGACGCGACCGCUGUCAGUCAGUCGAGCUCUGCUCUGUUUAUCUCACAGAGACGCCUUUUCUCGCAGCGAAUGGAAUCGCCACAAAAAUGCGUUGCUAAUGAAUGUGUUUCUGCAAUAUGAAGAAUGGAAGAAGACGAUGUGACGAUUAGAGAGCAGAAUUUCCACAGCCAAGUGCGCGAGUACAUUGUCUGCUUCCUCCUGUUUGCAGUGCUGUACAUUGUGUCGUACUGCAUCAUCUCACGCUACAAGAGAAAAAGCGAUGACCAGGAAGAUGAAGAUGCCAUCGUCAACAGAAUAUCUAUGUACCUGUGCACAUUCACUCUGGCAGUGUCUGGAGGAGCUGUCCUUCUCCUACCAUUUUCUAUAAUCAGCAAUGAGAUCCUGCUCUCCCUACCAAAAAACUACUACAUACAAUGGCUCAAUGGAUCACUCAUUCAUGGCCUGUGGAACCUCGUGUCCCUUUUUUCAAAUCUCUGUCUCUUUGUGCUGAUGCCUUUUGCCUACUUCUUCCUGGAGUCUGAGGGCUUCGCCGGUUCAAAAAAGGGCAUAAAGGCUCGCGUGCUGGAGACGUUUGUCAUGCUCUUUCUGCUGGGUCUCCUCAUCCUGGGUAUUGUAUGGGUGGCGUCCGCUCUCAUCGACAAUGAUGCCGCCAGCAUGGAAUCGCUCUACGAUUUAUGGGAGUUUUAUCUGCCAUACCUCUACUCCUGCAUCUCUCUGAUGGGAGGCCUGUUGCUGCUCAUGUGUACUCCAGUAGGACUGUCACGCAUGUUCACAGUAAUGGGCCAAUUAUUAGUCAAACCCACGAUUUUAGAGGAUCUGGAUGAGCAGAUUUAUUGUAUACAGCUGCAGGAAGAGGCCUUGGAGCGUAGACUCAAUGGUAACAUGUCAAACUCUUAUUUCCAUGGAAACUCUCAGCACCAUCUCUACAAAGAUCUGGACAACAUUCGCAAUCAGAGGAACAAACUCGAAAGGAGAAAGAAGGCCUCAGCCUGGGAAAAGAACCUCCUUUACCCCAUAGUGAUGCUGAUCCUGCUUGCUGGAACGGCGAUUUCUGUUCUCCUGGUUGCCCUGAACAUUGUGUACUUGCUUGUCGAUGAGACGGCUUUGCCAAAGGGUUCAACGGAAAGAGAUAUUGGCAAUGCCUCAUUGUCCACAUUUGGAGUUGCCCAGGCGGUUAUCGAAAUCAUUCUCAUGUUUUAUCUGAUGGUCUCAUCUGUGGUUGGCUUCUAUAGCCUUCGCAUCUUUCAGGAGCUCACACCCAGAAAGGACGACACUACCAUGACAACGAUCAUUGGUUGCUGUGUAUCUAUUCUAGUGCUGAGCUCGGCCUUGCCUGUCAUGUCCCGAACACUUGGAAUAACAAGGUUUGAUCUCCUGGGUGAUUUUGGACGUUUUAAUUGGCUCGGAAAUUUUUACAUCGUACUUUCGUACAAUCUUCUGUUUGCUGUGGUAACCACUUUGUGUCUGAUCCGAAAAUUCACAUCUGCUGUGCGAGAGGAACUCCUCAAAGCCCUCGGUCUGGAUAAAUUAAAUCUGUCCAACAGUACGGCAGAUGCAGAGUCGGGGAAACACGCCGUCAACGGGCAUCAGAAAACUCUGUGAGGAAAAAAAAAAAUCAAGCCGUUCUCACACAAAUCAUGUAUGUGUAAGCAGCUGGCUUCUUCAUUUUAACAGUACGGUGGUAUUUAGUGAGAGAGAAUCAAAAAAACAAAUCAGAAAAGAGUUGAAGUGUUUAGCCUACAAUACAGUAGUGUGUAUAUACCACUGAACCUCACUUCAGAAAGCUUCCAGCUCUAACCAGGCUGAGAUUCACAAAGACUUCAUUCGGGUUAUCAGUGUUUGUUGUUCAGCUUGUAAAUGCUUUCAUUUCAAUUCUCUUAAGUGAGAAAAUGUUAUUUUGUUCCUGACCUGCACACCUGAAAGGCCUCCCGAUUGCACCCUUCAAUGAGGGAUUAUUAUUAUUAUUAAUUUUAUUAUCUAUAAUUUUUCUCUAGUUUGAUUAGGGGAAAUAUUAAGCUGUUUGCCAAGCUGAUAAUUUCAUGUGUAAUGAAGCAUGCAUUAUUCUCAAUUAGGGCUUAUUAUUUUCCUCCGUAAUUAUUGUUUGAUGACAUUUUGCGCCCUUGUAGAUGAGUAUAUUGUGUAAAGUUAAAUGGACCUUGUUAAAUGAAACUGGUUUAGUUCCCAUAAAAAUAACACAAAUGCUAUAUAAACAUUUUUGAUAAUGCCAAGAGAGGCAUCUUUAUUACACAUGAUAUUGGUACUAAUAUUAGAAACUAUAUUUUCUGAAGGAUUGCGUUCAAAUUUAACACUGCAGUCAAAUCAUUGCAGUUAGUCUGCGCGCACACACACACACACACACACACACACACACACAUAUAAAUUUAACUUAAGUUCUAGAUGCUUUAAUGCCAAAUUACAACUGGAUCUUAUGAAAAUGGGGCACAUUACAAAAUUAGUUAAAGAAAAUAAUACACAAGCAAAACAUGGCGGCCAGUCACAAUGACAAAUACUAAAUGUCUAUUGCUUGAAUUUUGACGUGUAAAAGUCAGUUUUGUAAUCUGAAAACUUGUUACUUUUUGUCUGCCAUCGCAUAUGUUUACAUUCACUUUGUUAAAAUGAAGAUCAAUUAUUAUUUAUAUGUUGAUCAAUUAUAAAUGAGGAAGCAUUGUGAUUUUAGUUUCCUCAUGCUUUACUGUGACAAUUCAGGUUUGUUGGAUGUGACAGAAUUAAGUAAUGGGAAUUGACAAGGAAACUCCCCAAACAUGUGCCUUACUCACAAUAUUGGCAUAUACUGGGUAGUACUGAAAUAUUACAAAGAGCGGGGGAGCCUACCUGCCAAAUUUCUUCUUGCACUGCAGCUGCUCUUCUUGUUUUCAUUGGUAGGCAAGGUUCAGAGAUGGACAUUAUGGGUUCGAGUCACUACCAACAACCAGCUUAAUACGUUAUUGUGUUUACUUGAACUGGCUGUGUUUCACCACAAGAUUUAACACGUUUAAUGGCGCGUAGUGUAUUGUGGUCUUAAAUAAGGGAGGCGACAAAAUUGAAAAGACGGCAGAGAAAUGCUACCAAAUAUUUGAGAGAAGGUGAGGCACAAUCUUGGGAUAUGCUUCCUGAUCCUGUACUUAAAUCUGCUGCUACUUCCUUCACAACAUUUGAUACUUUACUAUGCUACAUGUACUACGCAAACCGAGAGCAUAUAACCAGUAAUAUACAUCUUUUGAACUUGGUUAUUGCUGCAGAGCUUGUAAGGAUCUAUACGUUUGCCUUAUUUCGACAUCACUAGCAAAACAGCCUUCAAACAUCUAGUCUGUACCUCUGCGGCUGCUUUGCUUUUUGCAAAUGGCAGAUUAUCCACGAACAGAUAUUUGUAUGUUUUUCCACACACUCUCAUGCUGGAUUUUAAGCCAGCUCAGUCUGUUCAGUCUAACAAAAUACUGGUCUACGCAGAUCAGAAGCUAAACUCCUACAUUAUGUAGGAUCUUGUAUAUAAAGGCUGCGGAAACAGGACCGCAGAGCCACAUCAGUCUGAUUCACAUCUGUUAAAGCUUGUUGUGCAGAGAAAUGAAUGUGAAGUCCGAGCGGAGUCGGUUGUCAUUACGCAUCAUUGAAGGGUCUUCUUUGCAGCUAUGAAACAGUGUCAUAGGUUUUUUUUUUUUCCCUAAAUGUUACUGAUUACGCAGUUAAUGUAUGAUAUGUUCAGUAUAGUUUUCAAACAUUCCCAAAACCAGUAGGCUAAAAGAACGUGAACAAAUCUGUUUUGGCCAUUCCUGACAUUUCUCUUAAAGUUUCGUGUAAAACUGAACUUUCUGGAAAAAAACUGAAAACUAAAUACAGUUUUCAUUUCUUUAACUAUGGCAAGCCUCGUAAUAAUGUAAAUGAUGUAUUUACGUGUAUAUACAGUAUAUUUCUUCUUUUUAUUUUUGUAGAAUGUAGAUAUGAAAUGGCUUCUGAGCCUCAUUCAUACUAUGCUAUUUGUGGAAAAGGCCAGACGAUUAGUCAUUUAGCAUUAUUGUACAAAAACAAACAAAAAAAAUCACCUCUGAUGCCUUAAACGGGCUUUUUAGGCUUUUUUUUGUUUUUGUCUCCUCUUGUCCAGUAUUGAGGAGGCAAGUUGUGCAUGUGUGAGACGUACAAAUGAGUGAAAGAGUGAGACAGAUUGUUAGUUUGUGUACCUUUUUAUUGACUAAUUCACUGUGAAUCCCUCUUGUGAUUGUCAAUAACACGGCAUACCAAAACAACACCCGUAUCUUUUAACUCGAACUGGCCAAAGUCAAAAGAAACUAUCAGGGCACUGAUAUCGAACUCUAAAGUUUGGGCUGAAAUCAUUUUAAGAAACGGAUCGAAUUUUGCGUCCGCAGAGGUCUAGGAAUUACAUGAGGGACACUGAAUUCAAAGCCUGUGAAAAGGCCAUCGAAAAAUAUUGACACCUCAGUGGGUUCAGUUUGAUGCAUUGUUUUGUGGUUUUUAUUGUCAUGGAUUUAAAAAGAAGUUACAUGUAAAAUAUCUUCCUGUUGAUUUGCACAAAGAACAUUUUGUAAGAAAAUAACUGGGGAAUAAUAAGUGUAUUAUGUCAAUAACUGUGUCAUUGGAGUAAGCUUUGUGUGUGUAUGUGUAUUAAACUUUAAUGUCACUUUUGUCUGCACAAACUUCGUAAUGCCAGAGCAUCUUUUAUUAUUAUUAACUAUAUAAUACUAAAUUCUUAAUUUAAUUGGUUUAUGAGGAAUGUUGCUGUUACUUGUUAUGCAGGACAAGGACUGGUGUGUGAGUUGGUGUGCUGGAUUUCUCAAAAUAGAGCCAUUUGCAGUGAUAUACUAGAAAUAACUGUGAAAGAAAAAGAAGCCGAUUCAUUCCAUAUUCUAUAAUCUGCUUAUCUGUACAACAUUGGGUGCAAGGGUUACAAAAAUGUAGUACAUCAAAGAUGCUGUGGUGUUUGAGUUUAUCAGUCUGUUGAACUGUUGACUUUACUAGAAAGUGUCCUGGCUACAUGUCUGUCAGUCACAUUUGAACUCUCAUCUUCCGGAAAGCUUAAUUCUGUUUCCAUUUUUGCCUGUUGCUUCUUUUACAUGUGUGAAUGUAUUUUCAGAAUGUUUUCUCUCUCGUGUUUUGUAGAGUUUAAUUGCAUUUGUUUGUGAAGCAAAAUGUUCGGAUUGUCUUUAGUUUACUUUGUAUUUCACUUCAGUUUACAAUAAAGUUUGUGACUUUUU
Messenger RNA from Puntigrus tetrazona (Sumatra barb), 5236 nucleotides. RefSeq names its product limb development membrane protein 1 (gene lmbr1). The record is from RefSeq and is a predicted model, not a curated record. Gene Ontology annotation, biological process: signal transduction. The coding region runs from base 156 to 1634 and encodes 492 amino acids. The transcript has 17 exons. NCBI's taxonomy places the organism in Eukaryota, Metazoa, Chordata, Actinopteri, Cypriniformes, Cyprinidae. Gene Ontology annotation, molecular function: transmembrane signaling receptor activity.